Messenger RNA from Halteromyces radiatus, 1353 nucleotides. RefSeq lists its product as uncharacterized. The record is from RefSeq and is a predicted model, not a curated record. Lineage: Eukaryota; Fungi; Mucoromycota; Mucoromycetes; Mucorales; Cunninghamellaceae. Bases 135 to 1178 code for a protein of 347 amino acids. The transcript is spliced from 4 exons.
UUUUUUUUUUUUUUACUCUCUCCUAAAAAGGAAGGCUUGGCACUUUUUUUUUUUUUCUGCGGCGUGCUUUUAAAUUUGAGCAACUAUAUAUAUAUUUCCCCUCUCUUUUUCUUUACUCUUUUUGUUUUAAUUUCAUGCCUCAAGAUAGUUAUGAACUUCCAUCCAUUUAUUCAUCCUCAGGGAAAACAUACGUGCCAGCUCAUGAACAACAUGUUCGUAGUCCUUCACAGCAGGACAUGAUACCUAUCAUACAUAAAGAUAUGCCAUACAAUCCAGUACAAAGUAUGCGUGAUUAUGAAGAAGAAGAGGAACAAGAAGAAGGUUAUCCCGUAUCCACUAAUAAUAAUACAAGUCAAGAUCAAGAUCGAUGGUUGGCUUGGUUACUAUUGGGUGCUAGUUUCUCCAUGUUGUUUUUCACUUUGGUACCUGUGGUGGCGAAUCUUCCUGAUGUGGUUCCUAGUUGGUUCUCUGGCGAUGCGCUAUGGCGGUUAUUUGAUCCUCUAUUCACUUUACCUUUAAAUCUAUUUAUCAUGACACGUGCGUCUAGUAUCAUGAAUGGCAAAGCCCGGUAUUGGGGAAAUUGGAGUGAACAAACUGUAGGUUGGUUAUUUUGGUCCUUGGGUGCAGCUCUCUUUGUUCAAGGUCAUGGAUUACAUACAGCAUCUGCCAUGUUCAAGCAUCCAGUACAAGAUUUCAAUUUGGCUCAUCCAGAUAUUGUAGAUCAAUACCCAGUUUUACAACAAAUUUAUUCUUAUAUGCGUGAUCUAUGGGAACAUAUUAUUGCUCAUUAUAUGUAUGCAUUUGGUGGUAUGGUGAUGUCCUGGGCUCAACUUUUUGCCUUUCGAAAUCAAGUUCAUGGUCCAUUAACAAUAGGUACUAAAAUUGUAUUCGCUUUGGGAUCUCUUGUAUAUGGUUUACUAUUGGCAGGAAUUGCUAUUGAAUUUCCAGAUGGUCUUUAUGUGGGUUUGGUGUAUUCGAUUGUGAUUGGUCUGAUAUGUAUUUGUUUGAUGGUAUUCAAGCCAAAUGGACUUUCAAAAGGUGGAGGUAUUUUGACCAUGGGACGACGGAUGGUACUUCAAUUUUAUCUUGGUGCUUGUGUUGUUGGUUUGAUCAUUGUCAUUAUAUGGAUUGGUAUCUAUGGUUUCCAAAAUAGAUUAGCAGCAGGCGUUGCCACCUAAAAUAGUUAUAGUCCAAUCAUUUCAUCAUGUAUAUAGGUUUAUUUAUAUAUUACAAUAAUAAUAAUAAUAAAAAAAAUCUAAACUAUCAUCCAAUCUAAUAAUCUAUCGUGUUCCUAAAACAUCCAAUUUAUAAAUAGUAAUACGUCCAUAAAAAUCAGUGCUUUCUUCAAAAAUC